Messenger RNA from Athalia rosae (coleseed sawfly), 673 nucleotides. RefSeq names its product ejaculatory bulb-specific protein 3-like. The transcript has 2 exons. NCBI's taxonomy places the organism in Eukaryota, Metazoa, Arthropoda, Insecta, Hymenoptera, Athaliidae. The record is from RefSeq and is a predicted model, not a curated record. The coding region runs from base 347 to 673 and encodes 108 amino acids.
AUAGCCUGCGAGUUGCAAAUGUGUAAUUAGGUGAGACGGUGUCAGGUGAGUUUCCCUCGGAAAGUUGAACUCGUUUGUACAUUAAGCAGUACAAACAGUUAACGGAAAGUUUUCCGAGGUAUGAUAAUUGAAACCCGAAAAUACCUUCGGGCUAGUGAUCGCCAGGUUUCUAGAAACGGGACAUAAACGGUUGUCAGAGGGAUAUAUAAACCGAGUCGUUCACCAGUGCGAAACACAGUUCGAGUCUUGCCCCAUAGACUGGUCAAUAGGACUGCAAGGCCCGAUUUUCAAUUUUGUAACAAAUAUUUAUACAGUAAGCGAAGAAGUCAAGGAGUAAUAUCUCGCGAUGGCUCAUCUUGGAAAUGUUGCGGUGGUACUUGUUUUGUGUUUCGGAGUUUUCGCGAGUUGCCAACAAGGUAGCAUCGAAGAAUUGUUGGCUGAUACGCCGUUAGUACGGAGACAGAUCGCCUGUCUGUUGAACGAAGGGCCGUGUGAUGACCUCGGAAGAUCUGCCAAAGUUUCGUUGAAGGAGGUACUGAUUAAUAACUGCGCUCGUUGCCAACCACAACAACGUGCAAAUGCUGCUAAGGUUGUGCAAUUCGUAUCAAAGAAUUACCCGAAAGAAUGGGCCCGAUUAGUUAAAUUAUACGGAGGAAACGCUCGACGAUCGUAA